Messenger RNA from Scutellospora calospora, 1671 nucleotides. NCBI's taxonomy places the organism in Eukaryota, Fungi, Glomeromycota, Glomeromycetes, Diversisporales, Gigasporaceae. The record is from the annotation of a GenBank genome assembly.
AUGAGGCGAUCUGCCAUUUUUUUCGUCUUGGGUCUUUUUACUUUGACAACUUUCACUUCAGCAGAAACAUACCUAAAGGAGACGUUUUCCGAUAAAGACUGGGAAAAGCGUUGGAUUAACUCCAAGCAUAAGGAAGACCUUGGCACGUUCGUAGUAACACCUGGAGAUUUUUAUGCGGACGAAAUAGAAUCUCGCGGUCUUUCAACUUUUGACAAUGCAAAAUUUUAUGCAAUUUCUACGAAACUUGAUAAAAUAAUUGAUAACUCUGAUAAAGAUAUGGGUAUUGACUGCGGUGGAGGUUAUGUAAAACUUCUUCCUCCAGGUUUUGAUGCAUUAUCUUUUAAAGGAGAAUCAUUAUAUAAUAUUAUGUUUGGUCCCGAUAUUUGUGGAGUGAACCGUAAAGUUCAUGUAAUUAUACAUUUCAAGGGAGAAAACAAACAAAUAAAAAAGGAAAUAAAGGCGAAAUGGGAUACAUUAACACAUGUAUAUACUUUAAUAAUAAAACCUGACCAUACGUAUAAAGUUCUUAUUGAUCUUGAAGAAGAAGUAUCCGGAACCUUAGAGGAAGAUUUUGAUUUACUUCCACCCAAAGAAAUUCCAGAUGCCAAUGCUAAAAAACCUGAUGAUUGGGUUGAUGAAGCAGAGAUCCCUGAUCCGGAUGAUCAUAAACCAAAAGAUUGGGUAGACCAUCCAGCUACAAUUCCUGAUCCUGAUGCCAAAAAGCCCGACGAUUGGGAUGAUGAAAUGGAUGGAGACUGGGAACCACCACAAGUUUCUAAUCCAGAAUACAAAGGAGUAUGGCAACAAAAGAAGAUUCCAAAUCCAAAAUACAAAGGAGAAUGGAAAGCACCUAUGAUACCAAAUCCAGAGUAUACACCAGAACCAUUACUUCAUGCUUACAAAACCGAAUAUAUCGGAUUUGAUUUGUGGCAAGUGAAAGCUGGUACUAUAUUUGAUAACAUCUUGAUCACAGAUGAUUUCAAAGAAGCAGAAGCUUUUGCCCACGAGACAUACGUCAAAUAUAAAGCUAAGGAAAAAGAAGCAAAGAGAAUAUUGGAUGAGAUAGAAAAAGGAGAAUCCGAUGACAUAUUCGAGGAUGAAGACGAUAGUAAAGACGAUAAGAAAGACGAUAAGAAAGACAGUAAGAAAGACGACGAUGAUGAUGACAUUAUUGAUCUAGACGUUAAACUUGGAGAUGAUGGAGAAGUUAAAGUCACAGCUCCAGACCCCAAUUUAGAUAAAGAUGAUAAAAAGCAAAAACCAAUUGAAAAAGAAAAAUCAGACAAAGAGACAAAAGAGAAAAAAGAAGAGAAAAAGGAAGAGAAAAAGGAAGAGAAAAAAGAAGAGAAAAGAGAAGAGAAAAAAGAAGAGAAAAAAGAAGAGAAAAAAGAAGAGAAAAAAGAAGAGAAAAAGGAAGAGAAAAAGGAAGGAAAAGUUGAAGAGAAAGAAAAACCCAAAGAAGUAAAAGUAGAAAAAGAAAAACCCAAAGAAAUAAAAAUAGAAAAACCCGAAGUAAAAGUUGAAAAAGAAACCAAAGUAGAAAAAGCGAAAGUUAAAGAAACUAAAGACGAAAAAGAUGAAAUGGAUAAACUACUCGAUGACUUUGAAGAAGAAUUAGGUCUACCCAAAAAAGAAAAGGGACACAAAUUACCAAUAAGGGACGAAUUUUAA